AUAAGAUGAAGGGGUUGAUUAUGGAUAAUUCAAUUGGCGACAGAGUAUUCAUGAAUAGUCGUACUCGAUAAUUUGUCCGGAGAGAGUCAUUCAGAGGAUGAUGAAGUCGGCGUCUAAGAAAUAUCCGCAACUGAGUUUUGAAGAUGGAGUCUGGAAGGGCCCGAAUAAAAUAUAUCGGGAUGAUGAUUUUCAAGUGGGAAAGAGACUACUCCAGAGCUUGAAGGCGACCCCAAGUUUCGUUGGUCAGAUUGAUUCUUCAACUGGAAAAUUGGAUACCUUCGGUGAGAUGAUGGAGAGGAGCAUACGGUGUGCCCUGUGGCUAAAGAAAAAGGGCAUAGGACGUGGUGAUGUCAUCUCCAUCGCCGGAGACAACCACGAGAACACUGUAAUUCCUAUUCUCGCUGGUCUUUACAUCGGAUGCACCGUGAAUACAUAUCCACACGAUUGGGUAGAUGACGAAUUGAUCUCCGAUUUCGUGGAAACUCUCGAGCCGAAAGUUGUUUUCGCGGAAGUGGGCCUGGCCCCCAGGAUGCUGAAACAUAAUAGAAGUGAUGAUGAAAAAUUCGAGAUCAUCGUUUUUGGGAAUCUCCCGGGAUUUGUGUCCUUUGAGGAGAUCCUGAAUGAACAGAGUGCUACGGAAGUUGCUACUUUCGAGUGCGAGGAUAUUCCCUCUGAAGGAAAUACCGCGUUUCUAUUCUUUACUUCAGGCUCGAGUGGCCAACCAAAAGUAUUUCAGUAUUCGUACAAAUUACUGAAGCGAGAUGUCCACUGGCUCCCAGAGGAAGAGCUUCAUGAGAGGAUUGGAAUAUGGUGUACUGAGCCUGCUUGGACAGUUGUCGUCAUAUGUGCUUUGGGGGCAAUAAUGAAUCGCUCAACUUAUGUCAUUCACAAAUACAUUAAUGCAGCUAAUAUGUGCAGAGUCGUUCAGAAAUAUAAGAUCAACUGGAUGAUGUUGGGGUCGGAGCACGUGAACAUGAUAUCACGGUUAUCACACCCCGAGGAUUUUGAUUUUUCUGAAAUAAAUUUCAUAAGAUACUGUGGGUCCUACAUCAGGCCGGAAAUAGAAAAGAAUCUGCAUGCCAUAUUCCCUCGGACGUGGCUGUCGCAAUCGUACGGUUUAACAGAAGUCGGUGUUGUUACGUAUGCGAUGAGAGACCACAAGUGUCCCUCCUGUGGUAUACCAGCUGAGAAUACUGAAGUGAAGCUCAUAAAUUCUAAGGAUGAGACAAUCAUGAGUCCCAAUCAAUCAGGAGAAUUGUGCGCCCGAACUCCGGGUUUGUCGAUAGUUUAUCACAAGAAUACAGCAGCUUCGGAGAGAACACUUGAUUCAGAGGGUUGGUAUCGUACUGGGGAUUUGGCGUACUACAACGAGGAUGGAGAGUUUUUCUUCGUUGAUAGAAUGAAAGAAAUGAUCAGAUAUCUUGUUGCUGAUAUUCCUGCUGGGGUUGUAGAGGAUUGCAUUCUGAAGCAUCCUGGAGUUCUUGAGGUAGCUGUUGUUGCUAAGCUGCAUGACGAGGACAUAGAACACCCAAUGGCUUUCAUUGUUAAAAAGCCUCAUGUCCGGGUGACGGAGGAGGAAAUCGAGAGCUGGGUUGAGAAACAUUUGCCAGAUCGAAUGAGACUGCGGGGGGGCGUGAAAUUUCUCGAGGACAUGCCGUACAACAACUCUGGAAAAAUUGCUAAGGGUAUACUGCGUCAUUGGUGCAAUGCCGAAUAAUCUGACUUAGGGAUUUCUUCGGGAAUUCACUCAUGGGGCCUUGGAACAAAUCAUUCCGAUGAUAUCAUUACACAGUUCGGUUGACGAACAGAUAAAAAUCUUGGUGAAAUCGACAAUAUCAUUAUCGGAUACAAUAAUCUGCAUUAUCAUCCUUGAUAUCAUAAUCAUCUAUGCUGGUA
Molecule: messenger RNA, 1896 nt
Organism: Fopius arisanus
Lineage: Eukaryota; Metazoa; Arthropoda; Insecta; Hymenoptera; Braconidae
Product: 4-coumarate--CoA ligase 1
Exons: 7
Coding region: 98-1717 (539 amino acids)
Biological process (GO): long-chain fatty acid metabolic process; fatty-acyl-CoA biosynthetic process
Molecular function (GO): long-chain fatty acid-CoA ligase activity
Source: RefSeq, a predicted model, not a curated record